AUGGAUCUCCUGUCGGCCAUGUGUUACUGUUUGGUGAUUUAUGUGAUUAUGCAAUUUAUUCGGUUCUUCAGAGCUGAUGCAGAUUUCACUUUGUUAUGGGCUGAAUAUCUGGGAAGCAAACCAGAAACCAAACUCUGUAAGAAAGUUGUAUGGAUAACAGGAGCCUCGACUGGAAUUGGAGAGGAGUUAGCAUACCAACUUGCAAAAUUAGGGGCUUCACUAGAACUCUCUUCAAGGAGAGAAGCUGAACUGCAACAAGUUAAACAAAACUGCCUUGAUUGUAGUGGAUUACAAGAGGAGGAUAUUCUUGUUUUGUCACUAGACCUGAAUGAAUACAGUACCCAUGAGGCUGCAACAAAAAGAGUUAUCCAGCAAUUUGGUAAAAUCAACAUUUUGGUCAAUAAUGCUGGACGUUCCCAGCGGUCCCUUUUUCUGGAUACAUGCUUUGAUGUUUACAAAGCUAUUAUGAACCUAAACUUCUUUGGUACAGUGUCAAUGAGCAAGUGUGUUUUACCCUACAUGGUUAAACAGGGGCAAGGACAGAUAGUCACCGUCAGUAGUUUGUCUGGCCUGGUUGCAGCACCGGCUUCUACAGGAUACGCGAGUAGUAAACAUGCUCUUCAGGGAUUUUUUAAUUCUCUUCAACCAGAACUUGUCAAUUACCCAGGAAUUGUAAUCAGUAUGGUUUGUCCUGGAUUGGUCCACUCAAAUAUUGUGAAAAAUGCUUUUACUGAAGAGAUAAAUAAGAUGACAGCUGAGAGUUCAGUACAAACCCACAAAAUGCCAACAGCCCAUUGUGCUUAUCUGAUAUUAGUUGGAAUGGCAAACGAAUGAAAGGAGGUGUGGAUUUCAGAGCAGCCAUUGCUGCUUUAUGUUUACCUGUGGCAGUAUGCUCCAACCUGGGCCUGGCUGGUAGCUGACAAGGUGUUAGUACAGAGAAUUAAGAAUUUGAAUAGCGGACUGGAUGCUGAUGCCACAUAUUUUGGAAAGAGAAAGGUUAAAGCAACUUGAAGCUAUGGCUAUCUUGUUUUAUUUGUAGGUAAUGCAUGUCUUGCAUAUUAGUUUUAAUACUUUGCAUAAUGUCAUUUAGUAAGUUACUUAAGUUAGGUGAAUUCUGUAA
This is a messenger RNA of Hypanus sabinus (Atlantic stingray), 1120 nucleotides long. RefSeq names its product dehydrogenase/reductase (SDR family) member 7 (gene dhrs7). Lineage: Eukaryota; Metazoa; Chordata; Chondrichthyes; Myliobatiformes; Dasyatidae. The transcript is spliced from 7 exons. The record is from RefSeq and is a predicted model, not a curated record. Gene Ontology annotation, molecular function: oxidoreductase activity.